GGAGGAGCAGGGCGGCGAACGUCAGGGAGCUGCCGGAGCUCAGGAAAGGAUGCCUGCUCCCAGGGACCUGCUCGGUAACCUCGGGCCAACGAACCUCCUAGAAACUUAGCGAUUGCUUUUCGCCGCCUGUCGAGUACAGGAGUUGGCGGGUAGCGCUCAGGUCUGGCACCGUCGGGAGUUUGCACCUGGAGGGAAACGCACACUGAGCUCCCGCUCCGGAGACUGAACGUUUGCGUGUCUGAGCGCUGCCCUCAGCGUGGCACAGGAUGAGGGGUGCAAGGAGAGCUUGGCUGCAAACCCUGCGCGUUAGCCCGGGCCAGGCACUGCCGGGAGCCCGCGCCCCCAGCACAGGCAAACCCGGAGGUCGCGCGCUGGAACCGAGGUGCGGGGGCUGCUCAGGGCGCACCGCAGGGGCCUCGACAUCGCUGAGCCGCGGCCUCUCGGUGGUGCACUGCUGCAGUGGCGAGAACUUGAAUUCGGGGCUGGCUCAGCUCUGCCGUGAGUCCGUGGGAUGGUACCAGAAAACCGCAUUUAAUAGUAAUCAAGUCAGAGGAUUAUAUGAUUUUUAUCUGCCUAGAGAAGAACUGUGGAUCUACAACAUGGAGACUGGAAGAUGGAAGAAAAUCAACACUGAGGGCGACGUGCCACCGUCCAUGUCAGGAAGCUGUGCCGUGUGUGUGGACAGGGUGCUGUACUUGUUUGGAGGACACCAUUCGCGAGGCAACACAAAUAAGUUCUACAUGCUGGAUUCAAGGUGCACAGACAGAGUGUUACAGUGGGAAAGAGUUGACUGCCAAGGAGCUCCUCCAUCAUCAAAGGACAAACUGGGUGUCUGGGUAUAUAAAAACAAGUUAAUAUUUUUUGGAGGGUAUGGUUAUUUACCUGAAGAUAAAGCACUGGGAACUUUUGAAUUUGAUGAAACAUCCUUCUGGAAUUCAAGUCACCCCAGAGGAUGGAACGAUCAUGUACAUAUUUUAGACACUGAAACAUUUACCUGGAGCCAGCCUAUAACUACUGGUAAAGCACCCUCACCUCGUGCUGCUCACGCCUGUGCAACUGUUGGAAACAAAGGCUUUGUGUUCGGGGGCAGAUAUCGAGAUGCUAGAAUGAAUGAUCUUCACUAUCUCAAUCUGGAUACCUGGGAGUGGAAUGAGCUAAUCCCACAAGGCCUGUGCCCGGUUGGCCGGUCCUGGCACUCACUCACACCAGUUUCUUCAGAUCAUCUUUUUCUCUUUGGAGGAUUUACCACCGAGAAACAGCCACUAAGUGAUGCCUGGAUUUACUGCAUCAGUAAAAAUGAGUGGAUACAGUUUAAUCAUCCCUAUACUGAAAAACCAAGGUUGUGGCAUACAGCUUGUGCCAGUGAUGAAGGAGAAGUAAUUGUUUUUGGUGGGUGUGCCAACAACCUCCUGGUCCACCACAGAGCCGCACACAGUAAGGAAAUACUUAUAUUUUUAGUUCAGCCAAAAUCUCUUGUACGGCUAAGCUUAGAAGCAGUCAUUUGCUUUAAAGAAAUGUUAGCGAACUCGUGGAACUGCCUUCCAAAACACUUACUUCACAGUGUUAAUCAGAGGUUUGGUAGUAACAACACGUCUGGAUCUUAAGGCUUCCUAGAUAAUGCCUCUGAUCGCCUUGCAUGGACAACAAUCCUGUAACCGUCACAGAUCAUGGUCAUCUGUAUAAUAUACUGCUGUAGUUUGCAACUAUUUGGUUUUAAUGUGCACGUGAAUGGCCUAGAGAACCUAUUUUUGUGUCUAUAAAGUUUACAAUAAAUGUAUUUCACAUCA
Molecule: messenger RNA, 1787 nt
Organism: Chinchilla lanigera (long-tailed chinchilla)
Lineage: Eukaryota; Metazoa; Chordata; Mammalia; Rodentia; Chinchillidae
Gene: Klhdc2
Product: kelch domain containing 2
Molecular function (GO): protein binding
Source: RefSeq, a predicted model, not a curated record